Suillus bovinus is the source of this 1920-nucleotide messenger RNA. RefSeq lists its product as uncharacterized. Gene Ontology annotation, molecular function: ubiquitin protein ligase activity. The transcript has 7 exons. Lineage: Eukaryota; Fungi; Basidiomycota; Agaricomycetes; Boletales; Suillaceae. The coding region runs from base 1 to 1920 and encodes 639 amino acids. The record is from RefSeq and is a predicted model, not a curated record.
AUGUCAGAAGAUGGUGCUGCCGUUGAUUAUCCACAGCAAUUGCCUGUUGACACACAGUCAAGUACGGCCUCUCUCCCGGGCCCUAAUGCAGAGACUGGUCUACCAGCCUCUGAAACAUCUAGUGCCAACACCGGCUCACUUUCGCCGAGUAGCAUUGAUGUAUUGGGAACGUUGCUCAGUGUCGCGGCAGCGGCAACAGCUGCUUCUCUUCUCACAGGGACUUCCGAGCCCAUUUUUUCGUCUGGACUCGCGCCCUUAUCUCAAUCACCAAAUCAGCCUCCUCAAAGCGCGUCAGAUCGGCCUUUAUCGCCUACACCCACAGGUGACGCUGGGCGAAUGCGUCAUGUCUGGAGCAGCUUACGCGAUCGCCUUGGUCUACGCACACCUGGAAUGGGAGUGCCUGGUGUUGAUGAGGGCACAGGUAGACCCAGUCCCCGCGAUGCACGUGAGCUUCUGCUUACGGAAAUGGCUCGGGCAUUCAAUUUGGGCCUUGGCCUAGGAAGACCGCCUGUUGUCCCUGAUGUCACCAAUGCCAGCGGCCCCGCGGCGCCCGUCGCUGAACCACCCUCCGCCAAUGGAGAUGGGACCAGUGACGUUCCCGUAAUGCCCCCGCCUGGAAGUUUUGAGCGCUUCCUUAUCGAUCUUCAAUCAGAUCUAAGGGUUGCGCUUGCGCAAGACAGUAGUUCUGUUGACGCCGAGGGCAAUGGAGGUGUGGGUGAUGAAGAUAGCCAUGGAGGUGCACGCCAUGAGAACGAAGACGUGCCAGAUGGCACGAGUGACGAGUCUUACGACACUGCUGCAUUCGACAUGGAUGAUAACAUGCCUGAGCUUCAAAGCGUUUCUGAUGAGGCGUCUACUAUCUCGGAUGCCCACACUGCCCGGGAGAGCCCAGGCACGAACAAUGACAGUCUAGGACAUAGUGAUGAUCCAGAUAUGGAAAAUGAUAACGCCCUACACACGCCUAUCAACUGGUGGCGAUUGUACCGUUUCCCUGCUAUCACCGCGCCAGCAAGUCGCGGUACACAGGCGCACACGAUUGUACAGCAAGGAUCUGCCCCACAACCACUACCGCACGCGGAUGGUGAUGGAGUACAAAAUGCAGCUGGUCCACCAGCCGCUCCGCCUUCUCCAUCCUUUACUCCUCCAGGGAUGCCGGAUACUACGCACGCAAUGCCAGACGGCGACCUGACCGAUGGAGUGCAACCGGGUAGUGGUAAUGAACAACGUAAUGUCGUCAUUCCUGUCAUCGUCGUGGGGUUGCAAUCACCACCCGAUUUCGCAGACGAGCGCCCUAUCGAAGGAGAUAUGAUGGAUUUAGAAUUUGGCAGUGAAAAUGGGAUGUCUCCACCAGCCCCAGCCCCUACUGCUCUAUCAGAAUUUCCUCCCGAGAAUACGCGAUCAUCGCGCGGGCGCUCUUGGCAGUCUCGUGCGGCAGAUGCCAUCAGGAAUUUACGUCCUGGUCGCAGGGCUGCUGUGGCAAGACAAACAGCGUCAGAACCCCCGGGGUCUAGAACAUUCCUCAUUUAUGUCAUUGGUGGCUACUACCCCCCCGAUCAUCAAAUCAUUACAGGCGGAAACUUGGAUUCGUUCGAGGCAUUGUGGGAACUAGCCGAGUUACUCGGUCAAGUGAAACCACCCACUGCCUCCAAGGAGGAGAUCGACAAGUCUGGGCUUGAAGUGAUCAGGGCAAAUUCACUUGAGGAGUAUGCAAAGGACGGACGUGUGGCUACUAAUUGCGUCGAUCGGUGUCUCAUAUGUCUCGAUGACUAUGUGCCGGACGAUGACCUACGUGUACUAAGCUGUAAACACGCAUUCCACCAAGGGUGUGUGGAUAAGUGGCUCCAGACAGGGAGGAAUAAUUGUCCUGCCUGCCGUACGAAGGUACGUCAAUUUAACAGCAAACAAUCACUCACUUUUUGA